AUGCAGGACUGUACUAAGUGCAAAUCUUUUAUGCAGGCGUAUAAUUUGUCUGAAGACCACAAACCUCAUCUUGAGGCUGAGAAAGAAAGGAUAUUAAAAGCUGGUGGUUAUGUUCAAUGUGGACGGGUCAAUGGGAGUUUAAACCUGGCAAGAGCUAUUGGAGACAUGGAGUUAAAGCAGAAUAAAUCACUGCCUGCUGAAAAGCAAAUAGUAACUGCCAAUCCUGAUAUAAACACUGUUGAGCUUUGCGAUGACGAUGAUUUUCUCAUUCUAGCUUGUGAUGGGAUAUGGGAUUGCAUGUCAAGCCAACAGCUAGUGGACUUUGUACAGGAACAAUUGAAUACCGAAAGUAAGCUUUCAGUGGUGUGCGAAAGGGUGUUUGACAAGUGUCUGGCUCCAUCAGCCGGAGGGGAGGGAUGCGACAACAUGACCAUGAUCUUGGUGAAGUUCAAGAAACCUUGCGAUUUUGGUCCUUCUACAAAGGAACAUACUCUGCCCUCCGAUCAACAAUCUGAAACUGAUCAAAAUCCAGCAGAACCUGAAUCUAAGUAG
Messenger RNA from Ilex paraguariensis (yerba mate), 552 nucleotides. The record is from the annotation of a GenBank genome assembly. NCBI's taxonomy places the organism in Eukaryota, Viridiplantae, Streptophyta, Magnoliopsida, Aquifoliales, Aquifoliaceae.